GACAGGCACUUCCGGUGAGCCUCCUGGGGUGUCUGGGUUUCAGUAAGGCGGCGGCGGCGGCGGCUUCUAUAAAGAAGAGUUUUCUGAGUCCUCUGGUUCUAACGUUUUUCUGAGAAAAGCGGCGUCUACGAAGGGUUUACAUCAUGUUCUCUUUCAACAUGUUCGACCACCCGAUUCCCCGGGUCUUCCAGAACCGCUUCUCCACACAGUACCGCUGCUUCUCCGUGUCCAUGCUAGCCGGGCCUAAUGACAGGUCAGAUGUGGAGAAAGGAGGGAAGAUAAUUAUGCCACCCUCAGCCCUCGAUCAACUCAGCCGACUUAAUAUUACCUAUCCCAUGCUGUUCAAACUGACCAAUAAGAAUUCGGAUCGCAUGACACACUGCGGAGUGCUGGAAUUCGUGGCUGAUGAGGGUAUCUGCUAUCUCCCACACUGGAUGAUGCAGAAUUUGCUGUUGGAAGAAGGGGGCUUGGUGCAGGUGGAAAGUGUCAACCUUCAAGUGGCUACAUACUCCAAAUUCCAGCCUCAGAGCCCAGACUUCCUGGAUAUCACCAACCCCAAAGCAGUGUUAGAAAAUGCAUUGAGAAACUUUGCCUGUCUGACCACUGGGGAUGUGAUUGCCAUCAAUUACAAUGAGAAGAUCUAUGAACUACGGGUGAUGGAGACAAAACCUGACAAAGCUGUGUCCAUCAUUGAGUGUGACAUGAAUGUGGACUUUGAUGCUCCCUUAGGCUACAAGGAACCUGAAAGACAAGUCCAGCAUGAGGAGUCAACAGAAGGCGAAGCCGACCACAGUGGCUAUGCAGGAGAGUUGGGCUUCCGUGCCUUUUCUGGCUCUGGGAAUAGACUAGAUGGAAAGAAGAAAGGGGUAGAGCCCAGUCCCUCCCCAAUCAAGCCUGGAGACAUUAAAAGAGGAAUUCCCAAUUAUGAAUUUAAACUUGGUAAAAUAACUUUCAUCAGAAAUUCACGUCCAUUGGUUAAAAAGGUUGAAGAGGAUGAAGCUGGAGGCAGAUUUGUUGCUUUCUCUGGAGAAGGACAGUCCUUGCGUAAAAAGGGAAGAAAACCAUAAGUUGGGACUGUUGACUGGAAAAUAAAAGAAUCAAUUGCAACAUA
Molecule: messenger RNA, 1111 nt
Organism: Urocitellus parryii (Arctic ground squirrel)
Lineage: Eukaryota; Metazoa; Chordata; Mammalia; Rodentia; Sciuridae
Gene: Ufd1
Product: ubiquitin recognition factor in ER associated degradation 1
Biological process (GO): ERAD pathway; ubiquitin-dependent protein catabolic process
Cellular component (GO): VCP-NPL4-UFD1 AAA ATPase complex
Molecular function (GO): polyubiquitin modification-dependent protein binding
Source: RefSeq, a predicted model, not a curated record